Messenger RNA from Mycena citricolor, 3378 nucleotides. The record is from the annotation of a GenBank genome assembly. Lineage: Eukaryota; Fungi; Basidiomycota; Agaricomycetes; Agaricales; Mycenaceae.
GCGAUUUUAUCCGUCGAUUUCACUUCAAUGCACAGUUUCCCUAGCGAACGCGACAUUUGAGUACCCCCACAGAGACGGCCGAUUCUGCGGCAGACGACGACGAACCCAUUCUCACCACAGGGCACGACUGCGACGGCGUCAAUUUUUUGUGAUCCAAUGAAAAUCGGCGCAUUUGGAACGCACUUUUUUGCAUUCUUGCGCGCAUCGCUUAGGUUUGCAUCGGUUGGAGUCGACGAUAGCAAUACGCGUAAUCUUGUCGGCCAUGAUGGAGAGGCCGCAAUACGCGACGGUGUAGAGGAAAGCGAGUGCGGCUCCGAAUCACGGCAAACAGAUGACAACUCAAUCUACUCAUCGAUUCGGGUUUCCAUCGCGUCCGCAAAGCCUUGCGGCGGCUCCGCACUCCUUCUAAGUCUCCCAAGCAUACAAAAACUCAUGCAUCCCAUCUGUGCGCAGCAAGAAGCACAAAGAGUUAGUUCUGGACGCGAUUCGAACGGUCGGUUGGACGGUUAACCGGCUGCUGACCAGACUAUAUUUUGAAUUCGUCAUCUCCGGCUGUUCUAUCACGUUCUUGUCCAAUUACUUAUGUCUCUCCUCAGAAAUGCAGGUCUACUGGAGUGCUUUCACAUCUCCCGCGCACUCUUCGGGCUCGAUUCUUGCGUCGUGGUCUCAGCCAGAUACGUACACGAGAGUGGCAGCCAGUUGAAAUUGACGAGAGAGAUCCUGUUCCCCGCUCUCGGUGCCACCGUUCGCGCUCAUCCUAUCCUAUCUGCACGGGUCAAAGACGAGGAUUCGAAACAACCGUAUUUCGUCCGCCUGGACUCUGUGGACCUUGCGUCCGUAGUCCGGUUUCUUGAUACAGCUGAUCUAGAGGUGGCCAUACAAGCUCAACUUUCCGCACCGUUCGACACCAGCGCAGAGCUCCCUCUUUGGCGCGUCACUGUUUUGAGUGACAACACUGUACUGUUCGCAUACCACCAUGGGAUAGGAGAUGGGCUCAGUGGAGUUGCGUUCCACCACUCACUUUAUGCAGCGUUGCAAGCACCGGAUCUAUCCCCAACGGAAGUUGUCGUUCCCGAUGAUCUUCCAGUCGUACCUGCGAUAGACGUUGCGCUAGACGUUCGCCCGUCUCUUCUCACCAUCAUUCGCACGGUCAUCUCGCUCUUCAUCCCGGAUUCCUGGCGGACUGCGUACACUGCCUGGACCGCAAACCCUGUCCCCGCUGACCCCGAACUCAGUCCACGUGUCAAGAUCUUCGUGCUUCCACCAUCCGAAAUGGCCGGGUUUUCAAAAGUCUGUCGAGCGAACGGGGCCACCGUCACGUCGGCAUUCUAUAUCCUGGCAGUGGCAAUCUUGUCACGCCACAUCCCGCCCGAAUCCACAUACAAAACGAUCGGUGCUGCAGUCGCAAUGUCUCUCCGAGGCUUCACCGACACCCCUGCAGGAGCGAUCUGCGACUACGCGACCGGUCAAUCGACCUUCCCGCCUGUCGAUCCCGCGUUCAAGUGGUCUCGCGCUGAGGCGUACGCCAAAGAUCUCCAGGCGGCCCGCGUGAGCGGUAAAGAAAGGAUCGGUCUGCUCGCCCUCUUGAGAGGAGACUUGCAACCGUAUUUCCGGAGUCAGCUGGGCAAGAAACGGACGGCCGCCUUCGAGCUCUCGAAUACCGGGAGAGUCAAGUUCGAGGGUCAAGGCACGUGGCAGGUUGCGGAUGUGACAUUUGCCCAAUGCGACUUGAUCUACGGAGCCGCGCUGAAAGUGAACGUCGUCGGGGACCCGACCGGGGCUGUCAGAGUAGCAUUGACCUGGAACGAGGACGCCAUCGACGAGGGCCUAGUAGAAACAUUUGCGCGCGAGUUCCAAGAUGGUGUCCGUGCUUUAUUGCCGUAGAUCGAAACCAACUGAUGUGGUUGACUCCUCGAAAAUCAACUCAGCGCCGUCGCCCUGUCGGCCCAAACUGACCAAAAGGCAGGUAUAGUCCUAGGAAACGCGUUGAAACUUGAAGGCGAAUCUCGACCCAGUACCAGCCUGGUUUGCCAUGACGGCGGAGAACGAGAUCCACAAUGACACUCCUCGACGGUCUCGAAGAGUACUUAUGCUGCUCGACACGCAGUCGGAUGAGAUACUAGAGGUCGAGGAGGACGGAGCCAUGGACUCGGGGAGAUCGUAAGUGGUAGUGGGUGAUAGGAGGCGAGCAGUUUGCAUCCGCAAUCAGAGACAGGGCAUCCGUGGAUUCACAGUGCCGGGGCACUCCCUUGCUGAAUUUCCGGAUAGUCCGGUCACAGAAAAGUAUAGGGAGGUUGUAACAGACCACAAUUGUAAUAUAAUGGUCCGUCGUUGCAAUCGAGAUAAGAGAAGGGACUGACGGUGCCUUCGGUUUGGUAUAUGCUGGCUCGUGGUCAUUGCGUUCAUGGUAUUGUCAUCUACUAACACGGUGCAGAGUGUAGCUGGCUCGACAUGCCCUCCCUAGAUCGCAGGGACAGGCUCGAUGCGACGAUAGAACAAAAGGUACGGUUGGUCCGACUCCCCAUCCUUGCCCUUUUCUUCCCAAUAUCCUUUGUUGGCACCCGUGUCGUCUUGGUAGGCCACAUGUUGAGCGGCAUCGAUAUUGAAAGUUGUUUGCUGUGUGGGACGGUGAGCUCCAAGUUUGCCAAAUGUAACACAGCCCGUACCAAAGCAGUAGAGUCGCCGAUCUUCGAAAUUAAAUCGUCGUCACAUUUGAACCAAAUGUCGUCUCUUCGCACGUAUGCAACAUCUGCCCCAAAACGGGUGAGCAAAUAGUCGGAAGACACGAGCACAUGGCGCACAAUGUCCGCUAUCAACCGUCGUUCCCCGAUGGCAGACCACCGCGUACAGUUCGUACGAGACGUCGCCUCGUCUGUUUCCUGUGGCAGACGUUAUGGGCAAUACCAGGGUCUCGGUCGUCCCGUCAGCAUUGAAGAGGUUGACCGGAGCAUGUGUCUUCCGGGGAGUUUGAGGCUUGGAAUUCCGCAAAGCAUCUACCGUGCGAGAUUUGGCAUCUGCGUACUCUUUUUGCAAAUCUUUCAUCUCUUUAGAAUCAUCAAGCUUAGAGAGAUCCGCCCCAAAGAAGGCGGCCGCGGCUUUAUCCUUCUCGUAUUGUACCUUCAUCUUCGGUCGCAGAUUGUUCCUCAAUUGUACGAGUUCAUGCUCGCCCUGUGCAAGUCCAGCGGCCAACUCAGUUCGGUCGGCCACGAUCUGCCGCAAGAUAGCAAGGGGAACCCCAUCCGUGAUUUGGUUGUUGCCGUAAUGUAUAUUGAGCGCCCGAUUGAGAUGGACGGCUAGAAUCGGCGGACCAGGAUGCUUUGUGAUUUCGCGUUGUACUGUCACACCAGUGUAGCACCUUGAGGGCAUAGGACAUGCAUA